AUGCCGCUAAGACGUUCCCCACCACUACAAACACAUAUAUCGGCGCCUGCAUCAGAUUGUGAAUCGCAUGUGUCAGAUACAAAUGACACCGUACGAAUGGACAAGGCUUCGCAACGACAGAAGCGCAAGCGCACCAAUACUUCAGAUUCGCAACUAAUGAACUUCAUGACUGAAAUGAAAGGCUUAUUUAGUGAGUUCAAGGCACAACAGGACGAUAAACUGGAUAAGAUUUGUUCCGUUAUCGAAGAAAUAAAAACCCAAAAUAGCGAGAUUAGAAGUUCCAUGGAGUUUUUAUCAAAUAAAUAUGAUUCUAUGCUAGAUCAGUUAAAUACGCUCAGACAGGAAACCGCGAAUAAUAAAGUUUAUAUUGAAUCCCUCGAAAAUAAAAUAGAAAAAUACGAAAGAAGCAGUCGCUCCACUUGUGUGGAAAUAAGAAACAUUCCCGUUAUUAAGUCUGAAACCAAACCCACUUUGUUAAAAACCUUAACCGAGAUUGGUAAUAUAAUUAAUGUGUCUAUUCAACCCUUGGAGGUAAAAGAUGUUUUUCGUAUAAAUAAUAAAAAUCAUGAAACUAAAACGAUUAUCGUGGAGUUCACAAAUGUUUUUACAAGGGACAGAAUAUUGAAUGGUUACAAGAAUUUCAACAAAUCAAAUGGUAGACUGAACACUGAACAUUUAAAAUUUUCUGGCACUACUAAACCAAUAUUUAUAUCUGAAAACCUAACAGCUAAAAUGAAAAGACUUUUUUAUCUCACUAGGGUUUUUGCAAGUAGUAACGAAUAUAAAUAUUGUUGGACAGCCAAUGGGAAAAUUGUCAUCCGAGAAAAAGAAGGUUCCACUCUUCAUUGGAUCAAAGAUGAAUCAGAUCUACAAAAGCUUGGUAGACAAAAGUGA
This is a messenger RNA of Diatraea saccharalis (sugarcane borer), 894 nucleotides long. Lineage: Eukaryota; Metazoa; Arthropoda; Insecta; Lepidoptera; Crambidae. The record is from the annotation of a GenBank genome assembly.